GGCUGGUCUCUGCUGUCAUGACUUUCAAUAUUGUAUCCGCAUUGACUGCGAGUACGACUUACGAGUUCUCUCACUGCUGCCUAUUGAAUGCUGCUACAUCCCGCUCUACCCUUUGAUGUCUCUCUCCCUCCUUUCAAAUCUAUCCCUACACCUCAGUGAUCCUACCAACCUCUCUCCCCGUGCAAGAUGAGAGUUCUCUCACUCCUCUCGGCGGUCGCCGUCGCCUCGGCCUUUGUCAUUCCAGACCAGGCCACCCUCGAAUCGCUAGCGCUUGAGGAUCAGGAAUCUCGACAGUCUCAGGAACAUCCAUUCUGGAAGAAGGUCCACAAGGCGGAGCACUUCUGGCACGAUCUUGAAGAAGAGUUCACAAAGAGCGCAAAAUGUGCAAAGCACAGGUUCGAGGAAGUCGUUGAGUCAACACAGGAUGCUGCCGUACAAUAUGGCAAACAAUUUCAAGAUGCAUUCGCAGGCGAUGCCUGGUUGGAGAGUGCCGACUUCGAUCUAGACCUGCUAGAGAACCCACCUCGCGAUGAUCCUCACCAUGGUCCUCGCCGUCACGAAGGUCCCCCGAGUGAUGGCCCGCCACACCACGGUCCUCCCGGCAAAGGACCUAAGGGCCCUAAGAAGCCACACCAUCCACCCCAUCAUGGUCAUGGACCUCCAAACCAGACUGUCUAUGAGUUGAUCUCAAAGAGCAAAUAUACCACGAAGCUAGCUGCAGCUAUCAACGAGUACGAGGACCUUGUUGAGCUCCUCAACGGCACUAAGGCCAACUAUACCGUCUUCGCACCCACCGACAAGGCUUUCGAAAAGAUCCCUGAAAAGGCUCCAAAGCCUUCCAAGGAGUUCUUGAAGAAGCUUCUCACAUACCACGUCUCGACCGAAUUCUAUCCAGCUGGUAGAAUCUUGGCCAGCCGUACUAUUCCAACGGCACUUGAAGCCGAGUUCAUUGGCAAAGUGGCCCAACGUAUCUCCAGCCAGAUCUCUUUGAAGGGUCUUACGCUCAACUUCUACUCCCGAGUCGUUGCCAUCGACAUUUUUGGAACCAAUGGUGUCAUCCAUGGAAUUGACAGCCUACUUUUGCCGCCUCCCAAGGUUGUUGACAUCCUAUCUUUGCUGCCCGGCGAAUUCAGCACUCUCGGCUUUGCUCUCGAGAAGACUGGCCUGUACCCACUGUUCAAUGACACAACGACCCACAGUGGUGGUACACUUUUUGCUCCUUCCAACUUUGCUUUCAAGCGCCUUGGUCCAAGAAUCAAUGCCUUCCUUUUCAGCACCUAUGGUCAGAAAUACCUUAAGGCACUGCUGCUGUAUCAUGCCGCUGAUAACAUCACUCUCUACUCCGAUGCUAUCUACAAAGUCGAUUCUGCUGAGACACAUACACCUCAUUACAAGGUACCCAAGGGCUUCAUUCACGUGGACCUGCCCACUGGUCUCGAGGAUAAGAGCCUGAGCAUUGAUAUUGCUCGCUAUGGUCGAUUGAUUACCAUCAAAAUCAAUGGUUUCACCCGUGUCAGCGUCAGUGACGGCAUCGCUGCUGAUGGUGUCAUCCACGUUGUGCCCAACGUGUUGAUUCCCCCUAAGACGCCUGGCGGGCUAGGUGUUGCCGAAGACGAUAUGGAUCUUGAUGAGUUCAAAGCAAGGCUGGCUCCUUUCGUUGAGGAAACAGAGUCCAGCGAGGGCUUCAGCUUCACUCCAGAAGACCCUGAACUGUGAAUGGACAGGAUUGUAUCCUUGCAUGUCGGCUAGCCGACACGGCUGAUGCUCGUGUCUGAGCACGGGUACAAUGUACCCGACAUUUAUGUAUAUAGCGAUGCUUACGACGAAUCACGAUCAUUACUGAGUUAGAUGUCUUGAUAAUCAUAAUCAACGACUCAAAUGGAGUUUGAGUGGCAUGAGAAGAUAUAACAACA
Exophiala viscosa is the source of this 1913-nucleotide messenger RNA. RefSeq names its product FAS1 domain-containing protein. Gene Ontology annotation, biological process: macroautophagy. Bases 187 to 1716 code for a protein of 509 amino acids. NCBI's taxonomy places the organism in Eukaryota, Fungi, Ascomycota, Eurotiomycetes, Chaetothyriales, Herpotrichiellaceae. Gene Ontology annotation, cellular component: fungal-type vacuole membrane. The transcript has a single exon. The record is from RefSeq and is a predicted model, not a curated record.